GAUACAUCAAUAUUGUGUCUGUGUCGUACUUGAUUUAAACAUACUAUAAUACACGUACUUAUGAAAACGUAUCUCCGUAAGCUCGUUGGGUAUAAUAAAAAGAAGAAAUAACUGUACAAAAGUGCGAUUCACGGAAUGUCUGACAAUUGCCGUGUGUCUGAGGCCCUUUACGCGGGCAUGUGUGAUUAUAUAGGGACACCGACAGAAGUGACCAUCAGGAGGGAGGUGGGGGACAUGGCGGAGAAGAUACAGAAACCUGCAAAGAUACAUCGAGGUUAUAGAGACAUGGCGAGUGGUAGUGAUAGGGAAGGUUUUAGGUUUAAAUCUUCUGACGUAGACACAAUGGGCUGGUAUACUAAUCAUAAAGUGAUUACUGACUUAGCACAGUCCAUUGCUAAUGAUUUAUCAAAAUAUUCCAUUAUUCUCAUGGAGGACAUUGAUACACCACCGGGGUUUGUCAGACUACAGCUUCUGACGCCACCACAAAGUGAAAUCAUUGAAUCAUUAGUUGUUCCAUUCAGUGACGGGAUGUACAUAUCAAAUGUAAAGUGGAGACAAAUGCCAUUCACUUUCUUUGUAGAAGAGGGUUUCUACAAAAAUAUAAAACAGCAUGGCCCAUGUACAAAUUUUUUCUCUGAGGAUGUUGAUAGUGAUUUUGCUCUUUGUUUCCAUUGUUCCUAUUGGUCUAGGCUAACCUUUCAUUGGAGAAAAAGAUAUACUCUGCAUAACUGGCCUCCAAACCACGUGUUUGAUGAUAUUCUAGGGAAUGGUUGUCAUAUUGUGCCCAUCGGAAGUAAAAUAGCAGGCAAUGAAAAUGAACUGGAGUGGAGAUUGUCCUUUUCUCAGGCAGAACAAAAACUUGUUUAUUCUAUGAAUCAUACACAGUUCUUGUGUUAUGGGCUUUUAAAAAUAUUUCUAAAGGAAGUCGUCAAUCGCGACAUAGAGGAACAAUUCCUUUGUUCGUAUUUCGUGAAGACAACGAUGUUUUGGAUGAUACAAAUAGGAAAUAUUACAUGGUGUCCACAUAACUUACUGGAUUGUUUCUGGAAAUGUUUCAAAUUUCUUUUACAUUGUGUCUAUCAAGGUGUGAUGCCAAACUUUUUUAUUCCACGGAACAACAUGUUUGUCAGCAAAUUGUCUACAGUCAAAGGUGUGCGCACACGAGAGUGUUUGUUCACGCAACUGAACGGGUAUUACGAAAUGGGCGUGGCACAUUGUUUGCUACAUGAGCCGACAGUCAGAAAAAUGAUUGAACCAGUCAUAUGUAACAUCCUUGUCAGAAUAGAUCCACUUAAGGGGCAUAUUAAGAGUGCUGCUGAUAUUGACAUUUGUUUAAGAAAUGAAAUCUAUGCGAUAAGUGUGUUAGAAAAGGACGUACAGGAUAACUACUUUACUCUGAGGUUUAUCAUAAGUUUGUCAAUUCAAUCAUUAACACAAUAUGAGACGUUAACAUUACAGAAAUGUAUCGCUGAUGAAUUAGUUACAGCAGCAUUCUUGCAUCUCAAUACUUCAACAGAUACUCAUAGUACAAAUAAGGCAGUCUACAGAUCAGACAGACUGGUUGGUAACUUGUUGAAGCUGGCAGGUAGAGUGGGUGAUGUGUCUUGUAGGUUGUAUCUUGCUAUGUAUUACUACAGAACAUGUAGAUAUAGAGAGGCGCUUCAUGUUACAGCUCGGGUUAAAUCAAAACUCACACAGCCCUAUAUCAUGUAUUACAGAGUAGACCGAGUAAGGUACAAUGAAUCAGUGGCUGGGUGGUCUCUGUCUAAACGGAUGAAGAAAGCUUGGGUAUACAACUUACGUCUUUAUAGUAAUGUUUAUUAUGUACAGGAAUUUGAUUUAGAACAGAAAAUAAGCACAGAUAACGGUGAACUAGCCUUGGAUAUUUCACCCUAUGUAUUGACAGACAUGUUAAGUGUGUUAUGUAACUACAGACUAGGUAACCGGUCCCAGUGUCUACAGUCACUGACAGACCUACAGACACUGCUGCUCUAUGAUGACGGGAGAUACGUACCUUUGAACCUUAGAGACCUUUCGUGUCAGAUACUGGGGAUCUGUCAGCACGUUGUGGGGGACCUACACGGGGCGUUACACUCUUAUCAACAGUCACUGAGACAAAAACAAAACCACAAAAUACAGAAUACCAUAAGAUACAGAAGUGCACUGGUUUUGAAUCAGUUAAAUAAGUGAAACAGCGAUACAAAUUAUUGAGUUGCAUUCAUUAUGGAAUUGCAUAAUAAUACAUGUACUGUUAAUUGAAAAUAUUUUUGAUUCAUCAAAUUAAUUGUUAGUUGUUACCAAUUUUCUGAGAAAAGGUAUCGAUUUAACAGAAAUACGAGUUGGUACGACUUGACUGUAAAUGACUGAAAAUGUAAAAGAGUAACGGAAAUGACAAUUUGCUUUUUGUUUUUACAUGUUUUAACCAACCCCCUCUAUUCCCCAAGUAUUAAGACCACUGGGACUACACUCAUUUUUCAUUAAAGAAUCCUUUUAUGUCAUAUUUGUAAACUAAUGUGAACAUUCAAUGUACAGUUAAGCAUUGAAUCCGUAUUCUUUGAAAGAUAUGGUCUCAUAACUGAAACGGUGUGUGCAUCCAAAUUGAACAACGCGCGCUAGCGCGUUAUGAAAAGUAGUUUGAAUAUUUAUUCUAAUAAGUAUACACUGAAUUCAUUUUGUAUCAUGUUUGUAUUUAUUGUAACGUUCAUUACAAUUACAUUAUUUUGUGAUAAAAUACUUGUAAACUG
This is a messenger RNA of Magallana angulata, 2744 nucleotides long. RefSeq lists its product as uncharacterized. NCBI's taxonomy places the organism in Eukaryota, Metazoa, Mollusca, Bivalvia, Ostreida, Ostreidae. The record is from RefSeq and is a predicted model, not a curated record. The transcript has a single exon. The coding region runs from base 136 to 2190 and encodes 684 amino acids.